GUUGGCCAAUACCUUUGCUGGAUUCAAAUUGCACUUCGUGAAUAAAACUUUUCUACAAUGCUACUAAGCUGUAAUUGCAUACACUGCCGCAGAGCCAUUUUUCCAGAGCCUUAGUCGACCAUGGUUUCAUUUUAAGCUUGAAAAAGUGGCAUCAAGUUGGUUCACGUCCCACCUCAUUUGACGGAACUUUAUUGCAGUGAAAGAUAUCAGCAAUGAGGAUGCCACGAUGUACUAGCUAAGAGAAAACCAAAUCAACAGAUACAUUUUGUGUGCCAAACUGGAUUCUUGAAAAGCAAGUUUUGUUAAUGUUCUCAAGACAAAAUGAACAAGCCAUGGAGAGAACGUUUUUUUUUUCACUUGGGAAGAGUAAAAUAAUUUUUGAAGAUGCUGCUGCCAACUAGUGCCCACUUUUAGUUCACUUGACACUUGAUUGUUUAUCAUGGCAAUGGAGGUGGUAGAAUGGUCACCCAAAGAUGUGCUGGCCUGGCUCACUGAACAUGGCAUGCAGGAGUACACUGAUGCAUUUCAGAACAAGCUCGAUGGCCAAGGCCUGUUAAAACUGUCUCUAGAAGAUUUCCAAAGACCACCUCUGUCUCUUGUUGCAUCAGACAAUGGUCAGCAACUGCUAGAAAAGAUAGAAACACUGAAGAUGGAGCAUCACAUUGAAGUGCACAAGAAUGGUCAUGCCAAUGGUCAUCUUAACAUGGGUUCUCUAAAUGCUGACAGUGAGAAUGACAUCCAUAAUAAAACCAAAAGAACUGGCUUAGCAAAUGGUUACCGAAAAGACAUGAUUAAAAUCCCCAUGCCAGAACUGGAGCAACUUCGAUUCUCUCUGGAAUGGUGGAAGACUGGUGUGGCUUUCCUUUAUGCACUUUCUUGUUUUCUACUUACCACAGUGAUGAUCUCAGUUGUCCAUGAACGUGUGCCUCCCAAAGAGGAGCAACCUCCUCUACCGGACAAAUUUUUUGACUACUUUAACAGGGUGGAAUGGGCCUUUUCCAUCUGUGAAAUUAAUGGCAUGAUACUUGUAGGAUUAUGGCUGGUUCAGUGGGUGCUAAUGAAAUACAAAUCUAUCGUGGGCAGGCGAUUCUUCUUCAUAGUUGGCACGCUUUAUCUGUACAGAUGCAUUACAAUGUAUGUAACAACACUUCCAGUGCCUGGCAUGCACUUCAGCUGUUCUCCAAAGCUGUUUGGAGAUAUGGAAGCACAGUUUAGGAGAAUUAUGAAGAUGAUAGCUGGAGGUGGGCUGUCAAUCACAGGGGCGCACACCAUGUGUGGAGACUACCUGUACAGUGGCCACACUGUUAUGUUAACACUCACCUACUUAUUUAUCAAAGAGUAUUCUCCAAAGCGAUGGUGGUGGUAUCACUGGUCUUGCUGGAUUCUCAGUAUUGUUGGGGUUUUCUGCAUUCUUCUCGCACAUGACCACUACACUGUGGAUGUAGUAGUGGCAUAUUAUAUUACUACACGUCUUUUUUGGUGGUAUCAUACUAUGGCCAACCAAGAAACUCUUCCACAUGCUGCGACAACUGCACACAUGGAAGGGAAGUGGGAGAGUGAGAGCCAGAGAGAAGAGAGUAUGGCCUGGAGGGAUGUGAAUAGCAGUGGAGAGUCCAGAAUAGAGCGGCAUCCAGUCCAGGAGCAGGUACUAAAGGAACCCUCCAAGACUAAUUUUCUAUCCCAAGUGUGGUGGUAUAAGUUCUUUCGGUUUUUGGAAAGCAAUGUUCAAGGCAUUGUGCCUCGCACAUAUCAUUUGCCACUUUCCUGGUCAUCCAUAUCACAGUUCUUUGGGAGAAAAGUUAAAUACAGCAGAUUAGUGACUGAUACAUAACACUAGAUAAUCUAAGGGACUGUGCAAAGUGCUGAAAAAUCCUGUUGAGCUGAUGCCAUAGUGAAUUUUCUGCUAAUUCAUGUCCUGCAACAUUCACUUUUACUGAAGUGUUCCAAUUAACUGGUCAGCACUGUGAUCUUUCCAAAGGACUACAGAGAACAAAAAUGAUUGACAUGCACUGUAUAAUCUUCCUUUGUUAAUUGUCUUUUUGUCUUUGGUAUAUGCCAUAAACACAAAAUCACGUUUAAUUGUAUUUGAUAUUAACUGCAUCAGUGGCAAUUGUGUCCUGUCUGCUAGUGUUUUCUUUCGCAUAUGUCUGCAAAGAUGUCUGAGAUAAAUUGUAUUUUUUUCAAUCAGAAAUUCAUCUUUAAUAAUCCUUGCCCCAAAGACUGGGCUUAAAAGCCAUUUUCUUAGCAAUGUUUAGAUAUUAAAAAAAAAACUGUUGAUGAAUAUAACGAUUAGGUUCUGUUUGCAAACAAAUUCUUGUGCAUUUUGGAACCAUUGUGGCAAAAGAAACUUAAGUGCAAAAAUGUUUUGUAGUAAUCAUUCUUGUUAUUUAUGUUAAAUGAAUGUGGCAGUGCAAAAAAAUCUACACAAUGGUUUUUCAAGUAUUUAAAAUGAGAUCUGCAUGGGAUGGUGGACUCCAACACAAACAUUAUAGCAAGAAUGAAAUCAGCACUGAGUGGAAAUUUUGACUGAUUGUUUGUUUUUCUAGUGCCUUUUCUUGUCCUGAUUGUAUGGUCAAUAGGUGGUCUCAGAUGUAGUAUAUGAAAACUCAAAAAGCCUAUAUGUAUAUUACCUUGAGUAUUGAGUUAAUAAUUAACUGUUGCAGAAUUGCAAAAUGUAAGCUCAACAGUGAGCAUUCAGUUUUGUAGUUAAUGUUUGUGCACACUCUGUCUUGAAUAAUUUGAGAUAUUGGGUGCAAAAUAAAAGAAAAUGGUAAUAUUCAAUUUACUAACUAUGGGCAUGUCCUGUUAGAUAUAUAACUGUACAGGUAAAUUAUUUUAUUAUAUAAAUGGGAAGUACAACACAGCAAAUCUAACUGUUGUAUUUCAACUUCCUUUUUACAGAUUUUGCAUUUUUCUUAAAUAUCAAGUCAUAACAUGAAGGCAAAAAAAAAUAAAUUUAUGUACAGAGGUUAAAGUACUAGCAAAGUAUUCAUGCUCCUCUGACCCAUUAGUUGGUAAAUCAGCUACAAAGAUAUUCUAUUUCUAUAAAUUUUAUUAUAUUUGUGCAAAUAAUGCAUGUAGUCUCACCCAAAUCAAAAGUCAAGUGAAAAUGAAGUCUCUAUUUGCCAACGUGAGAAAUAGUUUUUUAUUGCAAAUUAUAUGAUCUCCAUUCUGUAUUUUAUGUGAAAGAAAGUUCUUUUCUGUAGUUUUGUGUAUUCACAAGGUGAUAUUUGUAUUGUAAAACAAUUAUGGUGAAGGAUAAUAAAAAAGCUUUAAAUGUAA
Messenger RNA from Chiloscyllium plagiosum (whitespotted bambooshark), 3282 nucleotides. NCBI's taxonomy places the organism in Eukaryota, Metazoa, Chordata, Chondrichthyes, Orectolobiformes, Hemiscylliidae. The record is from RefSeq and is a predicted model, not a curated record.